AAAAUAAAAUCCAAACCUAGAAUGCAGCUUAUAGGGGGGAGGGGGUCUAACUAUUGAUAGUCGGAGACCUUUCAGAGGAAAGUCUCAUUAUGGGAGAAGUCUCGCUAUAUAACACCGUAUCUGUCUGGCGGCGUUGUUGUAACGUUUUCCUAGUCAUUUAAUGAAGUAGUACAUCGAAUGCACGAUGAAUGAUAAGGGAGGUGACUCCGUGUAGAACACUUACGGGUCAGUUUGUGGAACGAAUAGUGGUGUAAGCUGAGCUGUGUAAACAAAGGAUACGUGUGAUAGCGGGAAUGAUUUCCAGAUAGGCUAAACCAUGUUAUCCUUAUCCCGACGGAGGUUUCAGAAGAUAGACAUUCAAACUGUAGGAAGAAGCUACUCUGAAAUCAAAAUCAUGUCGGAAAAAGCUCUUGGAAGAGGAUCGCAGUGCCCCCCAUUAGCACCAGGCACCCUUCGUUUGUACAGUAUGAGAUUUUGUCCUUACGCCCAGCGUACACGACUCGCCCUCUUACAUAAAAAUAUAACAUUCGAGACUGUAAACAUCAAUCUGAAACAAAAGCCAGACUGGUUUUUUGCGAUGAAUCCAGUCGGCCUCGUUCCUGUUUUGGAAUUUGACGACAAAGUAGUGUAUGAGUCGAAUGUCUGUAACGAGUUCCUAGAUAACGUAUACCCUACACCUAAACUCAUCCCGGCGGAUUUCUAUGAGGCAAGCAGGGAUAAGAUUUUGUGGGAAACGUUCGGAAAGAUUACGGAGUUAUUCUACGAGAUACCGAAGUCAGUGGCGGAUGGAACGUUGGAUGAAAGUAUACGCCGUUAUAAAAGACGAGUAGGUCGUUAUGAAGACGAGCUUGCAAAGAGAGGAAAAUACUUUGGAGGAGCUUCACCUUGCAUGGUAGAUUUGAUGGUCUGGCCAUGGUUUGAGAGAAUUCCAGUGUUAACCGUAGUAGCUCCUGAAGCCAAAUUGGAUCCGAAGGAAUUUCCGCAUUUGAGCUCCUGGAUGAAAGUAAUGAUGGAACUCCCGGCGGUGAAAGAGACAUACGAAGAGCCAGCGGCUCACAUACAUUUCUUUUCUUCGUUAAGAGCGGGAAAACCUGACUAUGAUUAUGGAUUAAACUGAUCGAGAAUAGCCUGCCAUUUUAUAUGAUGAAUUGACAUGCACAGCAUAGUUGAUAUUUUUAUAAAUAAUUUUGUAUCUGAUUAAAAUUGGUUGGUUGGUUA
Molecule: messenger RNA, 1218 nt
Organism: Ostrea edulis (European flat oyster)
Lineage: Eukaryota; Metazoa; Mollusca; Bivalvia; Ostreida; Ostreidae
Product: glutathione S-transferase omega-1-like
Exons: 5
Coding region: 317-1117 (266 amino acids)
Biological process (GO): glutathione metabolic process
Cellular component (GO): cytoplasm
Molecular function (GO): glutathione transferase activity; glutathione dehydrogenase (ascorbate) activity
Source: RefSeq, a predicted model, not a curated record